AUGCCAGCUACACCACUGACAAGGAUGUCAACUGCAACCCGGGAUCAUGCCCAGGACAAGGCGGAUCCCAUUCUCCAUCAGGCCUGUCGCUUCGACGAAACAUCACCACAUUCUGAAUGGACCCAGACCCAGCUGCUUCCAUUGCUCCGGUCCCAUCUCCCUCACUCCUUGCCCUUGCUCCGCCGUAUCCAGCAUGAGAUCGCCCAUCCGUCCCCCACUGCAGUUAUCCUUACCACAUUCUCGGGUCCAGCCUCGUCCUCAGCCUCGUUGCCAGUCUCACCCUCAGCCUCAGGGGAGUCAAUUCCAGAACUAGUCUCUAAUCCUGGUCUAGUUUCAGUUCCAGGUCCCCGGGUCCCCGACACUGCGAAUCCUUUGGCACCUGACACCGCGGUCCCUGCAGCUCCUUCGGAUCCUGAAUCCUUCCUUCCCUGGCUGAUCGCCUACGUUGACCUUAACGCUGGUCGCGAGAAUCAAGUCAUGGUGUACUCGAGUCUUGAGCGCACCGCCUCUAUUCCCUGCACUAGCACUAGCACCUCCCCAGAAGCAUCAUCCCCAAAAGACACUUCCAGUAGUGACCGUGAUGAUAGUAACACAAUCCCCAUAACCACCCUCCCAACUCAACACCACCCCCUCCUACGCACCCAACUCCUCUCUCUGUUACACCACAUCAAACAACACCUCCUCCCCCCUUACCUCACCACCCUAUCCCAAUCCCCUUCAACCCAAACCCAACCCCAAGACCACCAACUUCCCCCUCCUCCCCCGACCGCCUUCUUAUUCGGAAACCUGCACACGGGCCUCUUCUCCACCCUCCUCAACACCAACACAUCCUACUCUCUCGCGCAGGCCACCUCACCCGCAGAUUUCAUCCCGGGGAUCAAAGUCCACCGCUUCAGUCAGCCAGCCUACGUCAAGUACCUUUUUCCCAAGGAAGUCAUCUGCCAUCAACCUCAAGACAAGGAACGACGGAACUUACCUCCCGGCUUCCACUUCAGCGAUGGCUGCAUCCCGAGAAAGAAUCUAGGACUUGUACGGUCGAGAACAGUCAUUCCUAGAUCGGAGGAGACGCUGGCAAAGUUGAGGAGUUGCGCGGUGUAUCGCGAUGGGGAUGUGACUCAGACGCCAGUUGCGUGGGCCUUCCUCGGCACGGAUGGGACUUUGGCUACGUUGCAUGUGGAAGAGGAGGUUAGGGGGUUGGGGUUGGCUGGGGUUGUGGGGAGGGAGGUGAUGAGGAGGGGGAUUGAGGAGGAUGAGGGCUUGAAUGAUGGGUGGAUGCAUUCGAAUGCGGCGGAGGAUAAUUUGGCGAGUAGGAGGGUUAUGGAGAAGUUGGGGGGGAGGGGAGGGUGGACGGUUUGUUGGUGUGUUUUGGAGGUGUAG
Messenger RNA from Aspergillus luchuensis, 1377 nucleotides. RefSeq lists its product as uncharacterized. Lineage: Eukaryota; Fungi; Ascomycota; Eurotiomycetes; Eurotiales; Aspergillaceae. The record is from RefSeq and is a predicted model, not a curated record. The coding region runs from base 1 to 1377 and encodes 458 amino acids. The transcript has a single exon. Gene Ontology annotation, molecular function: acyltransferase activity, transferring groups other than amino-acyl groups.